Messenger RNA from Rhagoletis pomonella (apple maggot), 3066 nucleotides. Its product is annotated as neurogenic protein big brain-like. Bases 1 to 1383 code for a protein of 460 amino acids. Gene Ontology annotation, molecular function: water channel activity. Gene Ontology annotation, biological process: transmembrane transport. The transcript is spliced from 2 exons. Lineage: Eukaryota; Metazoa; Arthropoda; Insecta; Diptera; Tephritidae. Gene Ontology annotation, cellular component: plasma membrane. The record is from RefSeq and is a predicted model, not a curated record.
AUGGCAUAUUUAAACCCUGCUCGUUCGUUGGGUCCAUCUUUUGUUUUAAAUAAAUGGGAUAAUCACUGGGUUUACUGGUUCGGUCCGCUUGUCGGCGGUAUUUCAUCAGGUUUGCUUUAUGAGUAUGUCUUCAGUUUGCGUCGAAAUUCACGAGCACAUAAAUCAAAUGUAGAUAGUGACUCAUUCUCUAUUCAUUCCGAGGACGAUAUGAACUAUGAUGUGGAUGUUGAAAAGCCCCACAUGCCUGCUAAAUAUUCACAUGGCACAUACCUCCGCGGUCAAACAAAUACCAAAUCAACAAUCGCAAGCAACGCUGGCACCAUUCCUACUGGUGGUAACUACUGUCAGAACUUAUAUACAGCCCCUCCACUAAAUAAACUCGACCAACCAGAACAAUUAUACGGAGGUACUCGCUCCCUAUAUUGCCGGUCACCUACGCUUACCCGCACCAAUUUAAAUCGCUCACAGUCAGUUUAUGCAAAGAGUAACGCAGCAAUAAAUCGCGAUAUCGUUCCUCGUCCAGGUCCCUUAGUACCGGCUCAAAGCUUGUACGGCAUGCGAGGGACACAAGCGCAAACACAGGCUCAAUCAUCUAAUCUGCAAAAUCAAAACGUACAGAAUCAGUUGCAGCAGCGUUCAGAGAGCAUUUACGGCAUAAGGGGAUCAACGAGACAAUCACAGCAACAACAACAACAUUCGCAUCAGCUACACUCGCAACAACAACCUCAUCACCAAAGUCCGAUCACUGCUCAUCACCACCAUCAACAGCAGCAACACCAUCAGCAACAGCAGCAACUUCAUCAACAUCAACCUACUCCUCAUCGACUGCAGCCCACUAGUGAGGAAGGCCAACAAGGUUUUCAGUCCGUAUACGGAAUUCGUCAAAAUCCUAAUCCACACGAUGGUAAUCUCAAAUAUGAUCGUCGACCAGAAUCGGCAUACGGCAUGACAAUGCAUCGUAAUCGUGGCCAAUCGGCGCAGUCGGAUGACAGCUCCUACGGAUCCUACCACCGAUCAGCAGUCACACCUCCUGCCCGUAACCAAACCGGUGGCGAACCGAUACUUAUGUACGCACCACCACCACCAAUUCCAUCAAAUUAUUCCCAAGUUGGUGCGCCACCCAUGCGCACGCAGUCAGAGCGCAAAGUAACUGCACCAGUUGUGGUGUCACAGCCGCCACAGAUCACAACCGGUAUGGUCACAUACUCGACGAGUUCGAAUCAAUCCCUGCUAUCAGCAACCCCGGCCCAACAGACAUCACAACAGCAGUCACAGCAACAGCAGCAGCAGCAACAAUCGCAACAACAACAACAGAUUUUAGUACAACAACAUCAAACAUCUCAACAGCCACACUAUGGCAUGUUACCGAUGCAAAGCAAUUGAAGGUGGCGCUGAUGGGGCCCGUGAAUACCGAGUGAUUGUCUGAACGGAAGUUUAUAAACCAAAAAACGCUUUCCGAACAUUAAAGUAAAUCAAAACGUCUGUAUACUCCCAAUAAACAUUUCGGCGAACGUUCGAAAAUGAUCUUCGAUAUCCAAUAUGAAUAUUGAAUUGAGAACCAACCCAUAAACAACCUUAGUUUUCCAACGUUCAUAGUAUAUUGGAAAUACACUCGAGAUGGGUUCGAAAAAAAAAAUGGAACCAUAGUAUCCAGAGAGAAAAUGAAAUCCAGCUCAUUCUCGAAGGGAAAUAUAAGAAAAUCACUCUCCCACAUUAAAAUUCCAAUUCGGUAGUGGGCUGGAUUUCGAAUUCAUAACGAAAGAAAAAUACAUUGGUUAACGAGGGAUCCGUUUUGCUGGAGAAUGGCCUAGUUCUCGAACCGAAUACUAACCUAUUUCACAUUCGUUAUCGAAGGUGAGACUCGAAAAAAGAUUGGGUUUCCAAUCGUUUUCGAAUUGUUAACCAUGCCGAAUGUUUAUUGGGCUUUUAUGUACAUAAAUUGUAAAGGGAAAAUUAGCAAGGCAAAGAAUUAUGUAUGCAUUCGACAUAACGCAUCAUUUCCUGAACUGAUCUAGAUUUGAUUACAAAGGCAACGAACUGAUGAUAUACAUAUACACAAAAAAGCCAAUACGUACGUACUUGAGCUUAGUAUAAAAAUUUGUUUAAGUGGUCUUCCUUCAUGAUACCAAAAUUUUUAUGCUCCACCUCUCGAUACGAAUGUCCUUCAGCUAAAAUUACCAUUUUCAUUGCAGUUUAUUGACAACCCAUGACACAAACUAUUAAAUAUUAACGAAAAGAAAUCGGUCUAAACUGGUAUUGAUACCGACUUCUGGAUGGGUUGACGACUCUCAUUUCGUAUUGAUUCGUCGUAGAGUUAAGAUGGAAGCCGGAAUUAAUUUUUAUUCAUUUUAUUCAUUCUACAGUUUUUGUUAACUCUAUAAAAUCACACACGAAAUUGUUUUUGUGUGGUAAGCCGUUUAUUAUGUUUUUAUGUUCACCUUAUAUGCGUAAUUAAGGAAUCUAAGCAAUUAAGCUAAAUUUACUCGAUUAUUUAAUUGUGCAAUUAGCACCUAAUUACACCUAAAUGGAGUCAGAUUUGCCAGGCAUGUUCAGUGAGAAAAGGAAAGUAUUUCAAAUAGAAAACCAAAUUUCAUGAAAAUGGAGAAUCAAAAGGAGAAAAACAAAACGAAAAAUUAAAUGAAGAUAGCCCAUGGGAUGUAAAUUUUUUAUUGUACCAACUCCCACAAUGAUCUUCGGCUGCGUAUUUCUCUAAUUCUGCAAUAAGCACUAGCUCCAUUUUCCUUAUACCUUGAAACUGCAAAAUUGUCUUUUAAAAAGUAGUCUACAAUCAAAACUCGAUUGACUGAAAGAGUUCUAUGUAUACUAUUUAUUCUGUGAUCUAGCGAAAUUCUUUCAAAUAUGAAUUUUUUCAAAUAUUUCGAUACUUAUAUGUAAAAAGAGUUUCAAAGAAAAACAUUUUCAGUUGUCACAUGAUAAUUGUGCAAGCUAAAUUGAGUUAUUGUGAAAAUCAAAGUCAGUAAUUCAAUGUAACACUUUAUUGCCUUAAAUGCAGUGCAAAUCUGAACAUAGUAUUACCCAAGGCACAUUAAACAGGUAGUAUCAGUA